CUAAAGAAACCUAUUUUAGAAACUUUCAAGAGAAACUGGCCCAGAUCCAACUUAUCUUGAAGGACAAGCUGAGGAUCUUGCUUCAUUUGUGUCAGUCCCAGGAGGAUGUGGAGUUGGCUAAAAAUGUCAUUCACAGGUACCAUGCAGAAAAUAGAAAUUACACUGUUGAUAGAGAUGAAAAGCCAGAAUGCAAGGUCCAACCAAGAUAGCCAUGUCCUUGCUUUUGCAUUGUGCUCCAAGCUGAACAGCCCAGAAUCUUUUAAACCCUGUACUACCUUAAGAGAAGAUGCCUUCAUCAAAGGAGACAUUCUCUUCAGGAGAGUGUGCUGUUUUACUGUGGCGUUAGCGCUGAAUCAAAAUGAAGUAGCCAAAGCUCCAUCUAUAUUUUCUCAAAUCAUGAGUCCAGAGAGCACACCCUGCACCAAUUUAAAUAUUAUGAUCCAUCUCCAGUCAGAUAUGUUGGAACCCCUCAUGGAGAUACUACAAGGUGCUGCAAAAGGAAGUUUAUCUCAAUUUGUGAAAAGACAGGAGUUCUUCAAGGAAGUGCUGGCCAAAGUGAGGGAAGAAGAAAAGGAUGUGCCUAGCCUUGCACCCAGAUUUGAUGAGGUCUACAGAAAACUGCAUGUACAUGGCCAGGUGACUUCCUACACUCUGGAUGCUCUUCUCUGA
This is a messenger RNA of Octodon degus (degu), 669 nucleotides long. RefSeq names its product pentatricopeptide repeat-containing protein 2, mitochondrial-like. Gene Ontology annotation, biological process: multicellular organism development; mitochondrion organization; regulation of mRNA processing. Gene Ontology annotation, molecular function: RNA binding. Lineage: Eukaryota; Metazoa; Chordata; Mammalia; Rodentia; Octodontidae. The record is from RefSeq and is a predicted model, not a curated record. The coding region runs from base 106 to 669 and encodes 187 amino acids. Gene Ontology annotation, cellular component: mitochondrion. The transcript has 2 exons.